UGUUAAUGCAAAAUAAAAAAAAAAUACUUUGCUUACAUGGAAAUGGUGCAAACAAAGAAUUUCACUCUUAUUAAUUAAGAUAAUUUGAGAAAGAAUUUAACGACAUUGAGUUUGUCACUAUAAAUGGUCCAAUUUCAAUAACAAGAAAUGUUCAUGCUUCAUAAGUAGUAAUACCGUAGAAUUUUGCUAAAAUGAUUGAAAAUAAACCAUUAUUUACAUGGGGGAACUUUUUCAAAUUAGAUAACAACAAUAUCGAUGCAGGUAUGAUAGCAUAAGUCUAUCUUUAGUUUUUUAAGAAUCAUUAGAUUACGUAAUUAAAAUACUUAAAGAAUAAGGCCCAUUUUAUGGAGUACUAGGAUUUUCUUAAGGAUCUGCAGUAGCAGCUAGGUUGGCUACAUUAAUAGAUGAUAAAUAAAUUGAUCUAGGCUAUGAAAUAAAUUGUUUUAUUUUUUCUUCUGGGUCGAUGAUGACUUUGCCAAAUAAACGAUUGAUUUUCUGCUAAAUUCCUUCUAUACAUUUUAUUGGAAUUAAUGAUUUUUUAUAUGAUAGGUAUAAAGAAGAUAUUAUAUUUAAGAUCUUUAGGAUUAUCAACUCAAUUUUUAAAUCCUUUAGUUAUUCUUCAUGAUCAAGGGCACAAAGUUCCAUUUUUAAGUAGGCAAC
This is a messenger RNA of Paramecium primaurelia, 660 nucleotides long. Lineage: Eukaryota; Ciliophora; Oligohymenophorea; Peniculida; Parameciidae. The record is from the annotation of a GenBank genome assembly.